This is a messenger RNA of Perca flavescens (yellow perch), 2771 nucleotides long. RefSeq names its product oculocutaneous albinism II (gene oca2). Gene Ontology annotation, cellular component: melanosome membrane. Bases 1 to 2535 code for a protein of 844 amino acids. Lineage: Eukaryota; Metazoa; Chordata; Actinopteri; Perciformes; Percidae. Gene Ontology annotation, biological process: transmembrane transport; melanocyte differentiation; melanin biosynthetic process. The transcript has 23 exons. The record is from RefSeq and is a predicted model, not a curated record.
AUGUAUUUGGAGAACAAAAACAUGGAGAUGGAGAUGUCUCAGACGUCAGCCCAAUGCCAUCGCAAGAACAGCCUGAGGUCACCAGAGGCCGUCACUGGGAACUUUGGGGAGCUGCGUCUGCUGCAGGGCAUUUCAGACAGGAGAGACACCCAGAAGCUGCUGCAGCAAUCUGCAGUUCUGCCCUCAGGACAGUGUGUCAUCCAUACUGAGGGCUUUGUCCCUGUUCGACAAGAGGAUGGGCACAGUUUCAGUCUGGUUAAUAUUCUCAGAGGAAAAAGUAAUUCAGCCAACAUGACAGAGAGGUCGCCUCUGCUGAGAUUCUCUCAAGAUGACAGUAUGACCUACAUGACCCUACAUGACCCCAGCUUUGUUGGAGAGGAAGAGCCCUGGGACAACGGCUCCCUGGACCUGGAGAGGAGGUAUAGGCUGGGCAGUGAGGUCACCAGCCUGUCCCUGUCCCGCUCCAGCUCCACGGAGAAGAGUGACCCUCUGGAAAACCUCAACCUCAGCUUCAGAUUCACCAGUAAUAUGAAAUGCUGCUUCAAAGUCUCCAAAGUUACCAUAAUGUUUACUAUCGUGGUUCUCUGCAGUCUGUUCUUCAGCAUGUAUCCAGACCGAGACAACCCCCGGAGGCUCCUGGCAGUGUCUUCAACAGAUAGUUUCUCAAUGAACCUGACGGAUUUUCGCGACAACGCUUUGCUGAAGCUCCAGGUGGGAGGGUCUUUCACAGGGGGGAUGAUCGACCUCACCAACCAGGAGUAUAUCCUGAUCCAGGUGGAGCAGACGGAGCAGGAGGGACAACGGAGGAGGAGGACCCAGCAGGUGAUUCAUAAUUGGACCAUCCCUCUGCACAGUGAACGAAGUGACCAGAUACUGUUAACAAAAACAUUUGAGAUGGUCAGCAGUGACCCCAUCUUCAUCACGGUUCAAGCCUUCCUGCAGGAUGAUGAGGUGGUGCCGUUAUCCAUGACCCACCAGUCGCUCUACGUCAAUGUGGAGACACAGGUGGCCAUUGCUGGAAUCAUCCUGACUGGGGUCUACGUUCUCAUCAUCUUUGAGAUUGUGCAUCGUACUCUGGCUGCCAUGCUGGGAUCAUUGGCAGCCUUAGCUGCUCUGGCUGUCAUUGGUGAUCGGCCCAGUCUGGUUACUGUGGUGGAGUGGAUCGACUAUGAGACACUGGCUCUUCUGUUUGGCAUGAUGGUACUGGUGGCCAUUUUUUCAGAGACUGGCUUCUUUGAUUAUUGCGCUGUGAAGGCUUACCAAUUAUCCAGAGGAAGAGUGUGGCCAAUGAUCAUGAUCCUCUGUCUCAUCGCUGCCAUUCUCUCUGCAUUUCUGGACAACGUGACCACUAUGAUGCUUUUCACCCCAGUCACCAUCAGGUUGUGUGAGGUGCUUAAUCUAGACCCCAGACAUGUCCUGAUUGCAGAAGUAAUCUUCACCAACAUUGGAGGGGCUGCCACAGCUGUCGGAGAUCCACCCAAUGUGAUUAUAGUAUCAAAUCAGGACCUGCGCAAAGAAGGGAUUGAUUUUGCCAGUUUCACAGGCUACAUGUUCCUUGGAAUAUGCCUUGUCCUCCUCACCUCGUUUCCUUUCCUGCGGCUGCUCUACUGGAACAAAAAACUCUACAACAAAGAGUCCAUUGAAAUAGUUGAACUCAAGCAUGAGAUCCUGGUCUGGAGGCAGACGGCUCAGCGCAUUAACCCUGCCAGCCGAGAGGAGACAGCUGUGAAAUGCCUCCUGAUGCAAAAGGUCCUCAACCUGGACAGUCUGCUCCGCAAGAUGAUGAAAACCUUCCAAAGCCAAAUUUCCCAAGAGGACAAGAACUGGGAGCAAAACAUUCAAGAAUUGCAAAAGAAGCACAGAAUAACCGACAAAGUUCUCUUGGUGAAGUGUGUGUGCGUCCUUGGUGUGGUGAUCUUCAUGUUCUUUCUCAACUCCUUCGUUCCCAGCAUUCAUCUUGAGCUCGGUUGGAUUGCUAUCCUGGGUGCACUGUGGCUUUUGGUUCUGGCCGACAUCCAGGAUUUCGAGAUUAUUUUGCACCGGGUGGAGUGGGCCACACUACUGUUCUUUGCCGCCCUCUUCGUUUUGAUGGAGGCUUUAGCCCAGCUGCAGCUUAUCGACUAUAUUGGAGAACAGACAGCACUGCUUAUAAAAGCGGUGCCAGAAGACCAGCGCUUGGCUAUAGCAAUUAUCUUGGUGAUGUGGGUCUCGGCUCUAGCUUCUUCUCUCAUUGACAACAUUCCCUUCACUGCCACCAUGAUUCCAGUUCUCAUCAACUUAAGUCAGGAUGCAGAUGUGAACCUGCCAAUUAAACCUCUCAUCUUUGCCUUGGCCAUGGGAGCCUGUCUUGGAGGAAAUGGCACAUUGAUAGGAGCAUCAGCCAACGUUGUGUGUGCAGGAAUUGCUGAACAACACGGCUAUGGCUUUUCCUUCAUUGAGUUCUUCAGGUUAGGAUUCCCCAUGAUGAUAAUGACGUGUAUGAUCGGCAUGUGCUACCUGUUAGCCACCCACAUCGGACUUGGAUGGAACAUGUGAUCCACAACUGCUAUACAGUGCCAAAGAGACUGUGUGUGUGUGUGUGUGUGUGUGUGUGUGUGUGUGUGUGUUACCACUCCAUCAAGCAUUUAGCUUACUGUAAAUGUGAUAAGUAAACUGACUGACUAAUCAGAUUAAAGGCACUAUAUGAAGCACAGCAGCCAUAAGUAUAUUGAAAAUGUCUUUGACUGAAGUGCCAAACAGCAGGGACAAGAAUUACAGGAGCUUUGAACUAA